CAUAUUGAAGAAGCAGCUCAUUGGAUUAUGGUAGAACAAACAAGCCAGCUUAAUGAAUAUUUAGGGGAAUAUUUAGAAAAUUUAAAGAAGAUUGAAGAAACGUCGCAAGAUUCCAAAAAAUUACCUCAGAGUUAUUCAAAAUUAUAA
Racocetra persica is the source of this 147-nucleotide messenger RNA. Lineage: Eukaryota; Fungi; Glomeromycota; Glomeromycetes; Diversisporales; Gigasporaceae. The record is from the annotation of a GenBank genome assembly.